This is a messenger RNA of Hyaloscypha bicolor E, 2046 nucleotides long. RefSeq lists its product as uncharacterized. The record is from RefSeq and is a predicted model, not a curated record. NCBI's taxonomy places the organism in Eukaryota, Fungi, Ascomycota, Leotiomycetes, Helotiales, Hyaloscyphaceae. The transcript has 3 exons. Bases 463 to 1845 code for a protein of 460 amino acids.
UUAGCGAUGGAUGAUCUCUCCUCUGGGCUUGGGCGAAACUGUACAUAUAGACGGGUUGGUGGGCAGACGAGUGUGUAUGAAAGACGUGGUGAGCAUCAACAGAUGUAAGGAGUAUAAUGCAAUUGCUCAUAAGAAGACCUGUGAAGUUGGGUAUGCAUAGGUGCAUUAUGUUCUCCGAGCGAAGAAUUCCUUCCCUUCCCUAUUGUUCUGUUCAUAGCCAGGUGAUGAUCUGCUAAAGUCAAACUCUUACAAGCUACAGAGCCUAGUUUCAUCCCAUCUCGAGCUUUUAUCUGGACUCACUACAAAACUUUUUGGGGGCAUUCACUUCUUUUUGAAGCACGUGGCUAAUCGAUUCCGAAUAUUUGGGAAGGCACCCUUUGCUCUCGCUUCCCCUUCUUCAAACUCGUUUUCGCAACACCAAAGUUUUCCACACCAAACAAUUGCUAUGAGAACUAUCGCACCAUGGACCUCCCACGAAAACCGAGCACUGAAGAGGAAACAGAUUCAUACGAGAUAAAGGAGCUUUUUAUUGAGGCUUGUGUCCGGGAAUGGCUGCCAGAAUACUUCUCGGAAGUAGUCAGCCCGAACAAUUUGCAGGCCAUGUCAAUGCUGGACUCCAGCGCUUUGGAAAAUCUUGAAGCUGGAACACCCUUAUAUUCUGGUUCUGAUCUUUUCGCGUCUCUACGCCAUGAAAUGUCCUCAGUCGCGAGAGAAAAUUGGCUCAGACAGCACCUCCGCACACAUUUACAGGAUCAGGAUUUCCAGAACAAAGUUGGUGCACGAUUUGACAAAGACUUGAGAGAUGCUGGAAUUCCGCACUUAAUGGGAGUAGGUAGGAAAAUGGUGGACAAAGCCAGAGCGCUUGCAAAGUAUCGGCUCAAGAGAAAUAUUUCACCUAUACACCUAACUAGUCAGCCCAUGGUACCUGAGAAUACGAAGGCAUUCAAGGUCACCCUCAAGACCCUCGUCGGUGGCCAUGGGGGGCUUCUCCAAGAGACCAUCCUCUAUUUCAACUACGGCACCUCCUUUCCGGUAUUCAGGACCAUGCUGCGCGAUGCCACGAAACUUUCCACGAUCCCACCAAUCGAUCUGGACGAGAAGAGUUCUGCAAAAAGCCAAACUAGCUCUAGCGCAGGGUCCGAUACCGCCUCCCAGUCAUCAAGCAAACAUCUCGGUGGAAGAAUCCAGCAACGAGACAUUGACCUGGAGAGCGAGCUCAGUAGUCUGCGCCACUGUCCUUCGACAGUUGGGACAAUGGAAAGGUCCUACGGGUCAAGCAGCGCCUUGUACUCCCAGUCGUCACAAAGUGGACCCAAUCCACAACCCAACCUCCGCUUCAGCGCUCGUGGGUACACAAUGGCAGAUGGACCUUGGCUCUAUCGAUUCUGCUGCCAACCCCCGAGAGACGUCGGUACAGCUUACGCUGAGAUCAAGGAUGAACAAUCGUACCUCAAGAUGAUGGAUGAUAUCAAAAAGGUAUCCCGCGACGAUCCAGGCAGUAAAUACACAGUCUUGAUGAUCCAUACUAUGGACAGAAAGGCCCACCUACAGUGGAGGGAGAAAGAACGACAAGAUGAGAAGGCUGACGAGGAAUUUCGGGGGAAUUGUCUCAGAGACUUAGCAAGUGCCAUCGACAAAGGUGAUGUUGCUGAUGGCCAAGUCCUCAUCGACCUCGACGAACAUAAUAGUGACGUUGGAGAAUCCUACAUGGAAUGGUUGAGUAAGGAUAUCGCACGUCAGAAGAGAGAACAGGAGAUCGCGCGCCAGAAGAGAGUCGAAGAGAUCGCAGGUCAGAAGAGAGAAGAGAAUGUCGCACGUCUGAGGAGAGAGCGCAAAAUUCUUUAGGGCAGAAAUAGGGGUACAUUUCCCAAGAAAUCGGAGUCAGCAUACUUCUUGAGGUGUUUUGGGAGUAGCAUAAUCCAGAAGCCCCUGGACAAUGCAAGUAGAAUAUCCCCGAAGCCAUUGGACACUGCUACAAAGGUGCUGAUACUCUGAGAAGUUGGGAUACGAUUCCCGUCCGAUUUGCAAAGCAAACGAUGCCAUUGC